Molecule: messenger RNA, 2093 nt
Organism: Beta vulgaris subsp. vulgaris (sugar beet)
Lineage: Eukaryota; Viridiplantae; Streptophyta; Magnoliopsida; Caryophyllales; Amaranthaceae
Product: asparagine synthetase [glutamine-hydrolyzing] 1
Exons: 12
Coding region: 149-1915 (588 amino acids)
Cellular component (GO): cytosol
Molecular function (GO): asparagine synthase (glutamine-hydrolyzing) activity
Source: RefSeq, a predicted model, not a curated record
AAUAUGUCACAAAAAAUGUACGUUAUAUUUCAAGGUUAUAUUAAAUAAUUUUGAGUGAAUCGGCGAUAAAGAAAUAACCCUAAUUUGGAAAUUUAAUAUAAUACAAAAAAUUAUACGAAGAUCAUAAUUAUCAUCGUUAUUUAUCAAGAUGUGUGGAAUACUUGCAGUUCUUGGUUGUUCUGAUGAUUCUCAAGCUAAAAGGAGCCAUGUUCUUGAGCUUUCUCGGAGAUUGAAGCAUCGUGGUCCUGAUUGGAGUGGGAUCUAUCAACAUGGAGAUUGUUAUUUGUCUCACCAACGCCUUGCUAUUAUUGACCCUGGUUCUGGUGAUCAGCCUCUUUACAACGAAAACAAAACUAUUGUUGUAACAGUUAAUGGUGAAAUUUAUAAUCAUGAGGAACUAAGAAAGCGUCUUCCAAAUCACAAGUUUCGAACAAAGAGUGAUUGUAAUGUCAUUGCACAUUUGUAUGAGGAGCAUGGAGAAAACUUCAUCAACAUGUUAGAUGGAGUGUUCUCAUUCGUAUUGUUGGACACACGAGACAAGAGUUUUAUUGUAGCUCGUGAUGCUAUUGGCAUUACCUCCCUUUAUAUUGGUUGGGGCCUUGAUGGUUCAGUUUGGAUCUCAUCAGAGCUGAAAGGCUUGCAUAAUGAUUGCGAACAUUUUGAAUCCUUUCCUCCUGGUCAUGUGUACUCAAGCAGAGCUGGUAGUUUUCGUCGUUGGUAUACACCUCCUUGGUUUUCUGAGGCUAUUCCUUCCACUCCAUACAAUCCUGUAAUCCUAAGACGAGCUUUUGAAAAUGCUGUUACUAAGAGGCUAAUGACUGACGUUCCCUUUGGAGUGCUUCUAUCCGGAGGCUUAGAUUCGUCGUUGGUUGCCUCGGUUGCUUCACGUCACUUGGCUGGCACGAAGGCUGCUAGGCAGUGGGGAUCACAACUACACUCCUUUUGUGUUGGUCUUGAGGGUUCGCCGGAUUUGGUGGCGGCUCGAGAGGUUGCUGAUUAUUUGGGUACCGUCCAUCAUGAAUUUCACUUCAGUGUUCAGGAUGGUAUUGAUGCUAUUGAUGAUGUUAUAUAUCACAUUGAGACUUAUGAUGUCACAACUAUUAGAGCUAGCACACCUAUGUUCCUAAUGUCACGCAAGAUCAAGUCACUUGGGGUUAAAAUGGUACUAUCAGGAGAAGGGGCGGAUGAAAUUUUCGGUGGGUACCACUACUUCCACAAGGCACCUAACAAGGAAGCGUUUCACCAAGAAACAUGCCACAAGAUAAAAGCCCUCCACUUGUAUGACUGCUUAAGAGCCAACAAGGCAACCUCUGCUUGGGGUCUUGAGGCCCGAGUUCCCUUCCUUGAUAAAGAAUUCAUUAAUGUUGCCAUGUCUAUUGAUCCCGAGUGGAAAAUGAUCAAACCCGAAGAAAAACGCAUGGAGAAAUGGAUUCUUAGGAAAGCUUUUGAUGACGAGAAACAACCUUACUUGCCAAAACACAUUUUGUAUAGGCAAAAAGAGCAAUUUAGUGAUGGUGUUGGAUAUAGUUGGAUUGAUGGACUUAAGGUACAUGCUGAACAACAUGUGACAGAUAAGAUAAUGCAUAAUGCUCAGUACAUUUUCACAUAUAAUACUCCAACUAUAAAAGAAGCGUAUUACUAUCGGAUGAUUUUUGAAAAGUUUUUCCCACAGAAUUCUGCUACGUUGACGGUUCCUGGAGGCCCUAGUGUAGCGUGUAGCACAGCCAAGGCCGUUGAGUGGGACCAAGCUUGGUCUAACAACCUUGAUCCCUCUGGUAGGGCUGCUCUUGGUGUUCACAACUCUGCUUAUGAGCGACAACCUAUUGACUCAAAGGCUACCAUUCCAGCUAAAUUUAUUGAUGACAUGCCUCGGAUGAUUGGAGUUCCUACCCCCGAGCUUGCCAUUAAGAGUUGAUUAAUGGAUGGCUUAAUCAUAUUCAUAAUGUUACCAUCCAAUAUAUAUUUGGAAUAUGGUUUUCAGUCCUAUCUUUCAUGUGUUGUACAAAGUGUAAAAUGAAUGUGAUCUAGGUAUCAUAUGUUUGUGUUUUAAUUACGUAAAAGUAAUAAUAAAGACUAUCUGAUGUCAAUUUGCA